GCCGGCAGAGAGAAGGUGAAGGUGGAUUCGACUGAGCUGAUGUGUGUUUCUAAUACUCUUCAUUUCUCCUCUGGACAAAAAAACACAAAAAAUCCAGGAAAUUAGUCUCAUUUUGUAUCUUUCCUUUUGUUAUUGGCGGUGUUUUGCCGGUGUUGACAUACAUGGACUGGAAGCAGCGUUGCGAAGAGUGAGGAGCAUCAUUUGCCUUCACCGGAUAUUCUCUCUUAAUGACACAAUAUGGAUACAAUAUUCUGAGGGAUAUUGUCGCCUGCUAUAUGGGAUUCGUUUUCGACGAAACUGCCUUGUUUUGGAGAAGAGCACCUUGGGCAUCAUGAGUUCCAGUGAGUACCACCGUGGCUCUACAGGAGAUGAGCGAAGAGCUGGGCCAAUUCGGUGUCAACGAUGUCGGGAAGUGUGCAAAGGAGAGGUGGUUCGAGUUCAAGAUACUCACUUUCAUGUCAAGUGUUUCACCUGCACAGUAUGUAACUGUGAUCUGGCGAGGUCAGGCUUCUUCCAGAAAAAGGGCGAGUACAUCUGCACAGCGGACUACCAGCGUCUGUACGGGACACGGUGCAACUGUUGUGGCAACUUCAUCACAGGCGAGGUGGUCUCGGCUCUGGGACGGACUUACCACCCAAAGUGCUUUGUCUGCAGUGUCUGCAGUAAACCCUUUCCCAUCGGAGACAGAGUGACAUUCAGUGGAAAGGACUGUGUGUGCCAGCAGUGCUCUCACUCACUCACUAAGCCAAAUGAACCUAUCAAAAUCCACGGGCCCAGCCACUGUGCCGGAUGCAGAGCAGAGAUCAAGCAAGGUCAAUCUCUCCUGGCGCUGGAGAAGCAGUGGCACGUCAGUUGCUUCAGGUGUCAAACAUGCAACAUAGUCCUCACCGGGGAGUACAUCAGCAAGGACGGAGUACCCUACUGUGAGGCAGACUACCAUGCCCAGUAUGGGGUGAAAUGUGAGGCCUGCAGCAGAUACAUAAGUGGAAGAGUUCUGGAGGCUGGAGGAAAGCACUACCAUCCAACCUGUGCCCGCUGUGCCCGCUGUAACAUGAUGUUUAAAGAGGGAGAAGAAAUGUACCUGACAGGAUGUGAGGUGUGGCACCCAUUAUGCAAACAGGCAGCAAGAGCAGAGAGGCGACUAAGGCAUAGACGCCUGUCAGAAACCUCCAUCUCUCCCCCAGGCUCCUCCAUUGGCUCCCCCAAUAGGGUUAUAUGUGCCAGAUUGGAGCAUGAGUUCCUAGAUUAUAAGGACCUAGCUGCCCUACCAAAGAUCAAAGCCAUUUAUGCGGUCCAGCAGCCAGACCUCAUAUCCUCCUCAUACCAGCCCUACCACAGAUACACCUCUGAUGACAGGCUAGACACUUACAUCUAUGGGGAGUCUCUUGGGACACUCUCUCCCUAUUCUCAGGACUAUGACUGCUUGGACAUAAAGCAGAGGCGAUGCUCCAGUCCAAGUUAUAUUGACUCCCCAACCUACAGUCGUCAAGGGACGUCACCUAUCAUGCCACGCUCUCCGCAGCACUUUGCGUACCCCGGUUCCGAGAGCGGUAGAAGCUCACCUUAUUAUGGCCAAGAGGGGCGGUCCAGCACGCCGACUACCAACCAGCCCCCAAAACAUUUCCAUGUACCAGCCACAGGGGAGCCCAACAUCUACAGGAAGCCUCCCAUCUAUAAGAGAACGGACAAUCAUCUGAAUGCAGCCACCAAAAGUAGGACCAGUGAGGACAUCCUGAGGUCUUCCAGACUGUCCACCUACUCUCCUGAGCCAUACACCCAGUCUGAGUGUGACUACUACCCGUACCCCAGCUCCCCCAGGGCCUAUCGAGUGCCGAGGAGACGGUUCUCAACAGGAGGAGAUGAAGAGAGUUGGAGCCACGGUCUUCAAAGAAUUGGGAGUGGCAUAGGGAGGAUGAUCUUAAAGGAGGAGAUGAAAGCCAGAUCUGGUUCCUAUGACAACGACCCCUGGGGUAGUGCGAGGAAUUCUCGUAGUGGGAGCAAGGAAACCCUCAACACGACAAGCUACAGCUCCACGGCCUACAACAACACCAUCAACGGAUCACCACGAUCCCAAUACAGCACUGACAGUGAUUUUGUUUGCAAGUCUGCCUCACUUCCAGGAUAUAGACGCAAUGGCAUGCAACGACCUCAGAGUGCAGACUGCUACCAGUACCAAUAUGACAGCAAUGAGGUCAACUGGGCAACCAGAGAACACACGGUUUACCCCUAUGAAGCGCUCAUUGUCACCACCAGAGGUCGGAACAGGCUCCCGAAAGAUGUGGAGAGAGCCAGACUGGAGCGUCACCUUUCCCCAGAAGAGUUUGGCCAAGUGUUUGGCAUGACCAUCGAGGAUUUCGACAGGUUGGCUUUAUGGAAGAGGAACGAGCUCAAAAAACAGGCCAGGCUCUUCUAACGUGGGGACUUAAAACACUGCCAUACAUCCAGAGAGAAUAUUUCUGCACCGUUUCACUGCCAUGGCUGAGAACCUGUUCUUGAUCUCCUCAUGCAAUGAACCAAAAUGUGGGCACACCAGCACAGAUUUGUGGGGUUUACGUAGACAUUUAUGCACAGAGAAAAGAAAAAAAGACGUGUGUUCAUGUGCUGGAGUGGUGUGAAAGCAAUACAGACUCGUAGGUGUAGACGCCAUGUUGUGCAUUUCUUUAUUAUGAAGGACUUUUGAAGGCACGUGUGCACCCUGAAAACGUGAUGCUUUUAAUAGAAACUUUGGCUUUGCCUUAUUUGUUAUGCUUUCUAAGUUUUAUGAGUGUGCAGCACCAGCAAUCUCAAUAAGUAGAAUGUAGUCACAGUGCAUAAUUUAUGUCACUUUAUCUGUGUGAAUGAUUACAUGACCAGCGCGGAUGACGACAAUUUAAUUAUUCCCCCUGAUUUUGCACUCACCUUUUAAUACUAAGUGGAUUCAGUGCUUCAAAAGUAAUUUGACCUAAACUUGCAAACCAAAUACACAGAUUAACAGUACACAUAAAUGUGAUGUCACAAUAUUCAAAAUGAAUACAUUAACUGUGUGUUGACUUUUGAGAACGUGCAAUACAUAUUGAAAACAAUGUUUGUUUGUUUUUAUCUUAUUGCAAUAAGAUGGUUUAUGUAUACAUUAGUCUAAUCAUAAUUUUUGUAGCUUCAGGGGUUAUGAUCGAUAACACGGAAAUGCUUUCAAGGAAUUUCACGUCGCUAAAGAACCAGGGUUGAUGAAUUGCUUCCUUUGAGUACUUUUUUGGAUUUUGUCACUAAAAUUAAAGUUAUGAUUACAUUC
This is a messenger RNA of Entelurus aequoreus (snake pipefish), 3268 nucleotides long. Its product is annotated as actin-binding LIM protein 3-like. The record is from RefSeq and is a predicted model, not a curated record. The transcript is spliced from 23 exons. NCBI's taxonomy places the organism in Eukaryota, Metazoa, Chordata, Actinopteri, Syngnathiformes, Syngnathidae. Gene Ontology annotation, biological process: cytoskeleton organization; cilium assembly; lamellipodium assembly. Gene Ontology annotation, cellular component: actin cytoskeleton; stress fiber. Bases 332 to 2413 code for a protein of 693 amino acids. Gene Ontology annotation, molecular function: actin filament binding.